This is a messenger RNA of Melanotaenia boesemani (Boeseman's rainbowfish), 3056 nucleotides long. Its product is annotated as interferon-induced protein with tetratricopeptide repeats 5-like. NCBI's taxonomy places the organism in Eukaryota, Metazoa, Chordata, Actinopteri, Atheriniformes, Melanotaeniidae. Gene Ontology annotation, biological process: defense response to virus. Gene Ontology annotation, cellular component: cytosol. The record is from RefSeq and is a predicted model, not a curated record. Gene Ontology annotation, molecular function: protein binding.
ACGAGCGGCGGCUCAUUGUGAUGUACGGAGACCUGGCCUGGCUAAAGUACCACACCGGAGACCACCAACAGUCCCAGAGCUACUGGCAGAAAGUCCAGGACAUACUGGUGGAGCAUCCAAACCCAGUCACCCCAGGUCCUCCACCCAGGAGGUGUACGGAGAAGGCCUGGACCUUUCUCAAGCUCUCUAAAUCCUACUAUGACAGAGCCGAGGAGUGUUUCUGCAGAGCUUUGGAGCUACAGCCUGAAGACUGCGAAUUUAACAAUGGUUACGCCAUCGUUCUCUAUCGCACAGAACAGGACGCGCACGCUGAAGCGUCACCAGCCAUCAAACAACUUCGCCGAGCCGUGGAAAUGAACCCUGGUGCCGUCCUGCUGUCCAUGCUGGCACUGAAGCUGCUGUACUACCAGGAGCACGAGGAGGCCGACAGGCUGGUGGAGAGAGCGCUGGAGAUCGGACCCGAGGACACCCAGGUCCUCCGCUACGUAGGAAAUUACCUCCAGAAGCAGAACCAGGUGGACCGGGCUGUUGAUUUGCUGAAGAAAGCCCUGGAGAACAACAACCAAUCAGCUUUCAUCCAUCAGCGUCUAGCUUUGUGCUACAAGCAGAAGAAGAUCACUCUGCUCUCCACCAGAAACCAGCAAGACAGAGCCAAUUAUUCCAAAGCAGCGUCGGAGGAGGACUGGCGCCACCGGCCGCCGCCAGGUGAGAGGAGAACAUCUUCGGGAGGUCGCCAGUCCAGCACACAAACAGUAGAAGCUCAGCGUUGGAGGAGUCUCAGCAUUCGGCACCUGGAGGAGGCCAUCAGGCUGAAGAGCACGUUAAACCCCGCCAAGGCCGAGCUGGCUCUGCAGUACGCUGAGGAAAGAGACAUCACCAGAGCUCGGCGGCUGUUCGAUGAGGCUCUGGGAAAGUUAGAGGAGGAGCCUGAGAGCAUCCGUGGGAGCAUCUGCCAGAACUACGCCGAGUUCUGUCAGCACCACACUUUCCAGGACGACCUCGCCAUCACCUACUACAAAAAGGUUCUCGAGUUCAGACGGAGGCCCUCUGACCGGAACUUCUGCCUUAAGAAAAUGAAGCAGAUUGCAGAGCGGCGUCUGUCCAGGAACCCCGGAGACGCCGCAGCAUACGGCCUUCUGGGAGAUGUGGCCAAAGAGGAGGGGCUUCUUAAGAGGGCGGUGGAAUAUUACGAGAAAGCUCUGGAAAGGGGCGGAGACAGCGGCGAGUAUCUGUCGGCUCUGUGUGAGCUGCGUUUGAAGCUGAGAGAUUCAAGGGAGGACAAAUCCUGAAUGAAGCGCCGGUACUGGUUUGGUUUCCAGACAUCUCUGUUCCAGCUUUUCCCACAGCCUGAUAUUUACAGGCUGAUUCUGAUUAUUCCAGUCGUCAUGUAGCCUCCAUAAUCUGAUCAUAAGAAAUCUGACCAACAUAUAUUUCUCCCCAAUACUGCAGGCAGACCUGUGCAUCUGAUUUAAUUGAUGCCUAACCUUCUUCUUUUUCUGUGAAAACAAAUGUUUAACCAACUCAUUAACCGUCCCUAUAAACAACUAAUGUACAAAUCUCUCUGGUUUUAGUAGAAGACGACAUGUUUCAGCCUCGCUGGCUGUACGUUUUAGACUUGAUUUUAAAGUUUUACUGAUUACUGUUAAAGCUCGUUUAGGUCUGGUACCCGUACUGACACCCUACGAGCCUCCCCGCAGCCUUAGAUCCUCAGGCAGGUCCCGUUUAGCUGUACCAGGGUCCAAACUAAAGACCAGAGGUGACCCAGCUUUUUCCAUCCGAGCCCCUCGACUCUGGAACGACCUGCCUGAGGACAUAAGGCUGCACCAUCAGUUCACCUUUUAAAUCACUUCUUAAAACACACUUUUAUCGACUGGCUUUUUUAUGACAUUUUUAUUUACUUUAUUUUCAAAAUGUACUCGUGCGUUUAUCUUUUCAUUGUUGAUUUUAUUACCUGACUUUGCUGUGUGCUGUUCAGCACUUUGUAAACCUGGUUUUUAAAAGUGCUGUACAAAUAAAGAUUUAUUCUAAAUUUAGUAAACAAGGUUCUGGAUUAUUCUCAGUGGCAUCACACUGCUGGAGUUUGUAAUGAGCUUCAGACAGGGCUGACCAGGUAACUGUCAUGUCCAGUCCAGAGCGGUGUCAGGAACCCUGCCGUCCAGUGGGUUAGUUCUGAUCUCCGUACGGCCGGGGGACUGCACCCCUGCCCUGUGGAGUCCCUCAAAGCUCAAUUCUGGGCCAAUUUUAUUUUCUUUUUAUAUUCUCUCACUUAGUAUUUUCAGAAAAUUAUGUAUUUUCAUUUUCAUUUUUUUUUUUCUGAUACACAGAUUUAUUUGCCCCUAAAACAAAACAACCAAAGUUCCCUGUCUCCAGGGAUUUAGCGUCUUAAGGGUUCAAAGAGUGGACGGCUUUUAAGAUUAAAUGAAGUUUGAUUCUACAGGUUUCAUGUGAAACCAUCACAAACAUGGACAGAGGCUUCAAACUCGACGCAUCCGCAGUGAAAUCCAGUUUUUAUUAACUGCAACUUUUUGCAAGAACUAAAUUGAUUUUAUCUUUUCGAUAAAAACUUGGAAUGUGUGAUUCGUGCUUUUAUUACAUCCUGCUUGGACGGCGGUAAUGUUCUCCAUGCUGGUCCUAACCAAACCUUCCAAACUCAUUCCUGAAUCCAGACUCAAAACUGGUCCAGCUUUGUCAGUACUGGCCUUUCCCAGACCAGCCCCCUCUCCCAGACCAAACCGGCCCCCACAGCAAAUGUUAGUUUUUUCCUUUUUGAAGUGUUUUUGCUUGAGCCAUUUCUGACAGCAUAUCUUCAUAUUUUAACUGUUUGGUGUAUUCUACUUUUAUACUUUUAUAUUUGAUUGUAAUACAUUUAAGUCUUCAUAUUUUUUCCUGUGUAUUUUGUAGUUUUUAGAUUUCUUUGGCAUUUUUGAUUUAAGUGUAUUUUGUUUCUUAAGUCUUUUGUUUUUGUCGUGCGAUAUUCUGCCUGUGUGGAACAUCUGAGUUUCAAACCAAGUGUUCUAUGAUGCGCUUUAUAAAUAAAGUGGAUUGUAUUAAUCGGA